Molecule: messenger RNA, 1845 nt
Organism: Olea europaea var. sylvestris
Lineage: Eukaryota; Viridiplantae; Streptophyta; Magnoliopsida; Lamiales; Oleaceae
Product: WUSCHEL-related homeobox 1-like
Exons: 4
Coding region: 562-1548 (328 amino acids)
Biological process (GO): plant organ development
Molecular function (GO): DNA-binding transcription factor activity; DNA binding
Source: RefSeq, a predicted model, not a curated record
AACCCUUGACGCGGCAGCUUCAAGCAAAGCUAAAUUUUUCCACCCUCCCCUUUUACCACUUGGAGAUGUGCUCUGCGUGCAAGAGUUUGAUAAAUAUAUAAGAAUGAUGUAUAUUUUUAUUCACACACCACAAUAUUAUACUUUAUUCGUACAUUUGGAUUUGUGUGCAAGAGAGAGAAAAGACAAAGGAAAGGGUAUUGAGACUGAGGAAGGUGAGGGGCAGUUCGGAUUGAGAAUAAGUGUGAAAGGCACGAGACGAUGCGGGAGAUACCAACAACAAUAAAUGAGGUGAUGAGCCUUAUGAUAACACUCAUCAUCGUCACGUCGUUUUUCCUGCACGUAUUCCUAUAACCCCCAGAAUUCCACGCUCGCUCUUCUCUUCUUUCUCCCUCCAUUUCCCUCCUUUAUUUUCUGAUUUUUUAUCCUCUCUCUCUCUCGUUCAAUAUUUGGGACUGUCUCCCCUAUGCGCCCAGCUGCAGUCAACCUCGUAUCUUCUUUCUCUCUCUCUUCAAACUAUUUUGAUUUUUCAUCAAGAAUUCGCCUUGCUUAAGGCAUUACAAGAUGUGGAUGAUGGGAUAUAAUGACAGGGGAGAGUUUCAUAGUAUUCAAAGUUCGUUUAAUGGUCGAAAACUUCGGCCCAUUGUUCCAAGACCAGCCUCUACUGCUGCUACAAACCUCAUUAAUCAUGAAUCUGAUCUUCUUGUUUUAAAUCAUCACCAUCUGGCAAUGACAGAGCAAAACAAGAGGGAUUUUAACACACAGCAGAUCAUGGUGAGCUCGCGCUGGAAUCCCACACCGGAACAACUUCAAACCCUCGAAGAACUGUACCGAAGGGGAACCAGAACUCCUUCAGCAGAACAAAUUCAGCUCAUAACUUCACAGCUUCGUCGAUAUGGAAAGAUUGAAGGGAAGAAUGUCUUUUACUGGUUUCAGAAUCAUAAGGCUAGAGAAAGGCAAAAACGCAGGCGUCAGCACGAAUCCACAUCCCACGAUCAGCCAGAUAAUAACGGUGAAUGGAAAGAAUCAGAAGCAAGUAGGACAUUAUUUGAAGCUGAACAGCCAAAAAACUGGGCAUCUCCUACAAACUCUAGUACAAUUGCAGAGGCAGAAAAAGCAGCAGAUGCAGAAUAUAAAGCAGAUGGAUGGUUACAGUUUGAGGAGACAGAAUUACAGCAAAGGAGAAACCUCGUAGAAAGGAAAAACAGGUUGCAAAUGACGCAUUUGUCUGGUUCAUCCUCUCACACUAAGCUAAUAAACUCUACUCAUACAGCAAUUGAUCCAAAUCGUAUGAAGUUUCAAGAUUUUAACAUCUCAAACCACGAGAUCCCGUGGUGUAAUUCUGUCCUGCACGAGCUCCAACCCGGGCCCUAUAAUUCACAAUGUUUAGACGACUGUAGGGAAUCCGAAACCCUCCAAUUGUUUCCACCUCGAAGCUGCCAUGAAAAUGAAAGUGCUUUUGACAAGGAUGUAGAGGUUUCAGCUGCAGCCACAAGUUCUGAUUUCGGUGGUCAAUACCAAUUUUUUGAGUUCCUUCCUUUGAAGAAUUAAAAGGGGUGCUUUGAAGAAUUUGUUGUUUUUGAUAUAAUAUUUGACAGAAGGUAGUAUGGAAAAAUGUAGCCUUAAAUUGCAUUUGGACCAUACUGGGUAAAUAUAGGACGAUGUAUUGCCUGCAGGGUCUAUGUUGGCAGGAGUGGACGACAAAAUGUGUCAUCGUCGUCCACGUUAUGUAACAUGUUAGAGAGAGAGAGAGAGUUUUAGUCUAUCAAUGAAGAGUUCUACAAGUAGAGAAAGACAUUAUAAUCUACUUCUAGUAUUAUAUAAGAAAUAGUUAAAAAGAAAUUAAUG